Bacidia gigantensis is the source of this 1803-nucleotide messenger RNA. RefSeq lists its product as uncharacterized. The transcript has a single exon. The record is from RefSeq and is a predicted model, not a curated record. Lineage: Eukaryota; Fungi; Ascomycota; Lecanoromycetes; Lecanorales; Ramalinaceae. Bases 1 to 1803 code for a protein of 600 amino acids.
AUGCGUCUGAUCAAUACUCAUAGCUUCAAGCUAGAGGAUGCUGAAAAUGAGAAGGGUGAGCUAGACAAGAAAUACGCUAUCCUAUCCCACAGAUGGGGUGCAGAGGAAGUCACCUACGCGCGCUUUCAAGACCUAGCACAGGCCUCGCAGAUGCAAGGGUUUCGAAAGAUUGAAAGGUUUUGUGAGCUUGCUGCAAGGGAUAGCUACGAUUAUGUGUGGGUGGAUACAUGUUGCAUCAACAAGGAUAGUAGCGCAGAAUUGAGCCAAGCGAUUAACUCGAUGUAUGCUUGGUAUCAAGACUCAAAGGUUUGCUAUGUCUUUCUUGGAGACAUUGAAGCCAAGGAUAUUGAGGUGGAAGCGACGAGCAUCCGAGGUAGCAAAUGGUUCACCCGCGGUUGGACUUUACAGGAAUUAAUAGCUCCCAAGAACGUCCGUUUUUACGAUCGACACUGGACAUUCUUGGGCACGAAGCAAACCUUGAGUCCUAUACUGCAUCUAGAAACCGGGAUUGAGGAGAGAAUACUCCAUGGAGGCUCCUACGAUACCUCUUCGAUCGCACAGCGGAUGUCUUGGGCCUCGAAGAGGGUCACAAAGUAUGGCGAGGAUAUUGCCUACUGCUUGCUAGGAAUCUUCAAUGUGAACAUGCCUCUUCUCUACGGCGAAGGACGUAAAAAGGCCUUUCUUCGCCUUCAGGAAGAGAUUAUCAAGCAGUCAGAUGAUCACACAAUCUUCUCCUGGCACAUCCAUCGUGAGGAUCAACCCGGGCUCCUUGCUGACGAGCCCAAAGCAUUUUCAAAUUGUCAAGAUACCAAAGCUUUGCGGUCUCGGAAAGGUCGCUCUCCGUACUCUCUGUCAAACCGAGGCCUUUCGAUCAAAUUAUUGGCGGCUCAAUUGACGGUUGAUACUUACCUUGUGCGUCUAGAGUGUGCUAAUGGAAUGUUGCCAGUAAGCAACUCGCAACCUAACGAACCACGUCUUGGUAUUUUCCUGCGGAGACUCUAUGAAGACGACCAAUUUGCUCGUGUGAAAUAUAACGGCGAAACUUUCACGCAGCGCAAUGCCUCUUACUGGACAAAUCAGAUCGUCGAUCCACGAUACAACAUUGGCGCCUGGGCGUCCGGGCGGAAAUCACGGGUUGUUCAGCAGCUUGAAAUCAACGUACGCCAAGAUGUCAGUUCUUACCACAGUGACUAUCAUGAUCGCAUCCACGGCUUUCGAAUAGCAACUCCGGAAAUCCUCGAAAGCUCGAAAGGUAAAGAUCUUUUCUUAGUCAAAGGGGCAGCACAAUGGGACGGCGAACAGAAACUUAUGUUAAUGAAGCCCGGAGAGGCCCUCUUGGCCGGUUACUUGGACAUAAGCCCACAGAAGCGAAAAAUCAAAGUCAUCAGCCUGGGCUUUGAUUUCGACUUCAACCCCACUUGUUUCAUUGCGGGAGAUGGUGGGGUUGAGGAGAAAACCCGCGUCCUCAAUAGACUUGGUGGACUCAACUAUGGGUCUGAUGCUGAACAGGCGCAAUGGACGCCUGAAGAACAUGCACAAUUUCCUGGGAUUUACCAGAGAAGCCCACUGGAUCCGUUGGGUUGGAGCGAAGUGCGGAAUGGGGUGGCGUCCGAUUUGAGGCAGCAUUCUGGCCUGUGGGCUCUGAAAGGAGAUCGUAUUGAGGGGCUUGAGGCGCGGAUCGGCGAGUUUGCAACCCUGCGGAUUAAACGGGGUCGCUUGGGAGAACAGAUGGUUUGGGAUGUCUUUCUCGACAAUUGUAUCAAGGAGACUACUCUCAAGACGCUUUUCAAAAGUUCUAAGUGA